Messenger RNA from Lampris incognitus (smalleye Pacific opah), 3585 nucleotides. RefSeq names its product nuclear receptor subfamily 1, group D, member 4a (gene nr1d4a). The transcript is spliced from 8 exons. Gene Ontology annotation, molecular function: nuclear receptor activity; zinc ion binding; RNA polymerase II cis-regulatory region sequence-specific DNA binding. NCBI's taxonomy places the organism in Eukaryota, Metazoa, Chordata, Actinopteri, Lampriformes, Lampridae. Bases 491 to 2203 code for a protein of 570 amino acids. Gene Ontology annotation, biological process: positive regulation of transcription by RNA polymerase II; cell differentiation; negative regulation of transcription by RNA polymerase II. The record is from RefSeq and is a predicted model, not a curated record.
ACCGGGAAACGGUCACAUUUCCUACACACCUGCAAACGUGAUUAGCGUGGGUGUUUGUGUCAGUGGGUGUGUAUCUCAUGCCUGACACUUCAUUCACGGGCAAGCCGACUUCAGAUUCUUGGAAUUGAUGAGACUCGUUUGCUCUCUACUCGUGCAGCAUCACAUGCGUUUACACCGAGGCGCACUACACAGAGCGCAGUAGGCAUCCAGGUAUCCUUACCGAGAGGAACCUCUUCCAGCACACCAGUCUCCGUCGCAGAGCUGAGCAAUAAGACCCCUCCUCUGCACACACUUUACUUGGAAAGCCCUGUGCUCGUUGGGACAAUUUUCCUCAUUGCGUUUUGCGCUCUGUAUGGAGCAGGUGUUUUACGCGCAGGUGUUUCUUGACUUUUUCACACGUCCUUGCAAGACUUUUGUUCCAAUAUAGUGACACUGACAUUCACAGAAAUAACAUCAAGUCAGCCGUGUGUCCUCAACGCCAACAGCAAAGAUGGAUAACAGUCCUGGUGGAGUGAUCCUAUAUGCAGGCUCUUCCGGCAGUGCCAGUCCCAGCCCCGGCAGCCCCUCCAGUGGAUACCAGACCCAGUCGCCCUCUUCCCAUUCCCAGCCCUCGUCUCCAGAGGAGGUCACAUUCACAGAGAUUGGGCCGUUGAAAGAGGGGGCAGAUGAAUGUACCACCCCUUCCGCAAAGCUGGUUUUCCAGUUCCCUGAAGUCUACAAUGCCCCCCCAGUAACAACCACUCCUCAAUAUUCCCACCCCAUCGCAGCAAAGAGACCAUGCGGAUUCGCAGGGACCUUCACCAAGACAGGUGGGAUGGUCCUGUUGUGCAAAGUGUGUGGAGAUAUCGCAUCUGGUUUCCACUACGGAGUGCAUGCUUGUGAAGGUUGCAAGGGCUUUUUCCGCCGUAGCAUCCAGCAAAACAUCAACUACAAGAUGUGUGUGAAGAACGAGAACUGUCUGAUCAUGCGCAUGAACCGCAACCGAUGCCAGCACUGCCGUUUCAAGAAAUGUCUCUCUGUCGGCAUGUCCAGAGAUGCUGUACGUUUUGGACGUAUUCCCAAGAGAGAGAAACAACGGCUUUUGGAUGAAAUGCAGAGCUACAUGAAUAGCCUAAACGAGUCGUCCGCCACGGAAAUGGACUCAUCCCCAGUGAGGGACAACCCCCCCAGCCCAGUUGGGGGCAACUCUAAAGAGGCCAUUGGGAACAUCUCCAGAGCUUACCAAGACAUCUUUACCAGUAGAAGCCAAGAGAGAGCAACCAAGCGGGCAAACAUCGCCAUCAACAGCAACACUUCUCCCUUUUCUCAGGAAGUCAGUUACCCCCAUGUCUCCUCCUCUCAUCCGCCCUCCACCCAGGCUUAUCAGUCGUGCCCUGCUGCUUCCACCGCUCGCUGCCCAGUUGCCAUUAAUGACAACCAACCCAUAUUCUCUACUGUGGACAACAGUCGCUACAACUACUUGGUGUCAUCCAAUCAGAAUCAUGGCCAGUCUAACGGUGUCACGCCCCAAAGGAACAACUCUGCCAAUCCUAACAACUGUUCCACUGCAGAGGCGACCCAAAAUAGGCCUUCCUGCCCGUGGAAAUUAGCUUCAGGAGCUAAAGUGCUGGCCUGUCCUCUCAAUGCCUUUCCUGUAUCAGGGGCACAUCGCACAAGCCAGCAGAUAUGGGAGUCCUUUUCUCAGUGUUUUACUCCUGCUGUCAAGGAGGUGGUAGAGUUUGCCAAGGGCAUCCCAGGAUUCCAAGAACUCAGCCAACAAGACCAGGUCAUGCUGCUCAAGUCAGGCACUUUCCAGGUUCUGAUGGUGAGGUUCUGCACGUUAUUUAACGCUGCGGAGCGUACGGUGACCUUCCUGAAUGGCCAAACGUACCCGCUGUCCACACUGCGGGCAUUGGGUAUGGGCUCCCUGCUCGAUGCUAUGUUUGAGUUCAGUGAGAAAUUAAGCUCUUUGAGGCUGGAGCCUGAUGAAAUGGCCCUCUUCAUGGCUGUGGUGCUGGUCUCUGCAGACCGCUCAGGCAUUUCUGAUAUGUGGGCUGUGGAGCAGCUCCAGGAGGGUCUUAUCCGAGCGCUGCGCUCCCUGAUCACUCGCCGUCGUCCAGAGGACAGUUCCCUCUUCCCCAAGCUCCUCCUGCGUCUGCCAGACCUGCGCACACUCAACAAUCUGCACUCCGACAAACUUUUGGCCUUCCGCAUUGACCCUUGAGCAGGCUGCCCAUACGAAGUGCAUCCAAUGGCACGCACACACCUACACAGAAAAACAUACCACCACACGGACGGACGCACAAACAUUUAUGCACAAAUGUUGAAACAUACUUAAUGACUUGUUCUUUUCCAAAGGCAGGACUUCCUUGGAAAAUGAAGAAAAAUGAAAUGUGCAAUCUGAACAGUGCUUUUCCACAAACACAAAUGUGGAUAGUUAUGCUUAUGUUUUUGAUUCAAGUAAAAUCUUUAUUUAGUGUUGUGCCACAAGCACACCUACUCAUCCACACACACACACACACACAUACACACACACGUCUCAAGAUCUCUUGAGGGACAUUGUUCUAGGAAGACCAUUAAUCAGUGUGUAGAGUCAUCAUUACCCUUUUGGACAGAUCAGUUGUGCAUUCACCCAAUAUUUCCAGUCUACUUCAGACCAAAAAACCAUUUAAUUAAGUACUUCUUAUUCCUAAAGUCAUAUUGACAUGUCAUCACUAAGGCACAAAUGAAAGAUAGUGAGAAACUGUAGAUCCAAACAGUUGUGACUAAGGGACCAUUAGUGAUGACUGAAUAUGUGUCAGUUUCUGUGUGAGAGAAAGGGACCUUGUAUAUACUACAUAGCUGAACCCAAUAUAUUAAGGUCAUUGUGUAUCACUGUUUCACUAACAUACCAUACAUACCAUCUGUAUUAGUAUCGGAAUGAAAUUAUUUUUCAAUGUGUCACCCAUACACAACAGGAUCCAUUCUAUCAUUUACCAUUUUUUGAUAAUCUUCCAGGAAACUGUCAUUUGACAUCUUGGGUAUGAAUUUGCCAAGUUAAAACAAAUUAAUGGCAUUUGAAUCUUACGGUAUUUCAUAAAAAUUUUGUUUCUACAUCAUUGCUUCACAAAAAGAAUCACUGAUGUAGACUCUCCAUGCAUGUUAGGUUUGAUAGUUUUUUCUGUUUGAUUUUGUUGCUGUAAAUAUUAUGUUACUCCAGUGUCUCUGUAUUAAUAACUGAAAACAAAUAAUGGAUCUGACAGAUAAGUUCAGUGUCAAGAGGAAUGUAUUAACUUUUCUGUACUGGUUGGGACUUGGCGGUGCCAAGGGGGCUAUGCAUUGGAAAAUAUACAGUAGGGCUUCUCAGAGGGCUCAGAUAUACUUCCUGAUAUCGGAUGAUGUAACCAGCAUAAUCCCUGAAAUCACCAGCACUCACUCCACAUGCACCCUAUCCUCUCUGCCCCAAAUGUUUGUCAUACAAACACAAGAUAUUUUUGAAUGAGGGAUCUUAUGUGAUUGGUAUAUACCCUUUCACUGCUUGCUUGUUUGAUUAUUGUUGAUUGAGCACAUCUUGUACAUUUUGUAAAUCUAUCUUCCUGCAUAGAAAUGAUAUGAUAUAAAGUUGAA